Messenger RNA from Dreissena polymorpha, 3045 nucleotides. Its product is annotated as outer dynein arm-docking complex subunit 3-like. The transcript has 14 exons. The coding region runs from base 89 to 1804 and encodes 571 amino acids. Gene Ontology annotation, biological process: outer dynein arm assembly; cilium movement. Gene Ontology annotation, cellular component: cilium. The record is from RefSeq and is a predicted model, not a curated record. NCBI's taxonomy places the organism in Eukaryota, Metazoa, Mollusca, Bivalvia, Myida, Dreissenidae.
CGCAUUGAGCACGCACCUUGGAGACGUACAAACAACAGUGUUGGUGCAUUUUGCAUGUUUUGGUUUUGGGAAACUAAAAUUCGCAAAAAUGCCAGCGGGAGCGUCUGUAAUGAACCGUCCUACCCAGGACCAGAUUGAAGAAAUAAAGGCCAAAAUCAAUCUGCUGGAGGGAGACAGAAAGGCUUACUAUGAAACAUCACAGUUUGCUAUGAAAAAGAAUAGGGAAUCUAUUCUGAAAUUGCGGAAAGAAAACAAGGAGCUUAGAAAGAAAUUGAGUGAUUCUCUAUCGCAAGACCAGCAUGUCAUCAACAAGGCCUUCCAGGAACAUCCUGUGGAGAGAGCCGCCAUGAAAAACAAAACUGGUCGGCAAGCAAUAACCGUGAUGGACUACAAAGUGUGUGACACGGUGAAACGACUGAACGCGCUGCGUCACCAGACGGCAACCAAACAGAAGAGACUGGAGGAUCUGCAGACUCAGUACAAUCAGAUGCAGAAAGAUGCCAGUGAGGCGGUCGCUACAGACAAGGGAGAAUCCUCCGAUGCUCAGCAAAUGCGCUACCUGGAAAACAGCUAUGACAAGACCAGAUUGAAAAUUGAUGAAGCUACUCAUCUCUGCAGAAUCUAUGAAGAUAUUAAGAAAAAGUUGGAAGUGGAAGCGGAAAAAUUCCCGAGCAUCCUCGAUGCAAUGGAAGCGGAAAUCCAGGGCACGCGGACAGAGUUGAAGGAGCUGAAGGCGAUGCACGAUGACGCGCAGAUCUCAAAGGAGGCCGCGCAGUCUGAACUGAGCAAGCACGAAAAGGUCGUGUACUCUGAGAGGAAGCAGCGCGAGGUCGAGCUGGCCAAGAUGAAGAAGGAGGCAGAGGAGAAGAAGAUGCAGCAUGAGAGGAUUGAGCGUAGAAUUGCCCAGAGGAGCUCCAUCCAGCAGGAUGACCUUGCCCUCCAGGACAAGGGCGGAGUGCAGGGGGAGGAGCAGCAGCAGAAGAUCACCACGUAUGAGGAGGCCUUCAAGGAAAUCAAGGAGGCAACGGGCGUCUCUGAUACCAUGGUAAAUGGUAAAGGAAAUACUUGGAAACUUAACACAAGGAUUAUCAUUUUGGAGGUGGUUCACAGGUUCGAGAACCAGAAGGAGACCACACGGCACCUGGAGGACCUCAAGAAAGACAAUGAGAAGCACAUCAUACGUCUCAAGGAGGACAAGGAGAAACUCAAUCUCGAGUUUGAGGAGAUGAAAUACACAGGCGACGCUAAACUCUCCGGUGGACAGCGCAUGCUUGAGGAAUUCCAGACCCAUCUUCAUAAGGAAGAAGACCGAAGGGACAUGGCUGAAGAGAAACUCACUAAGGCCAGCAAAAACCUCGUGGCUGUAAAGGCUGGAGUGGAGCAUCUGGCUGACAAACUCUACCAUCUCAAAGCUAAAAAGAGAGUAAGAACUAACAAAGGUCACGUGCCCCAGGCUCAGAUCGCACCCUCCUCAGAUGAGUACGUGCUAGACCAGCUGUCGACAUGUGAGGAGAAACUGCUGAAACUACUGGAGGAACUCGAUGGACAGGAUCUCAAUGCUGUCGUCAAACAGAUGGAGGAGGAAGAGUUCCAUGCCAGCCAGGAAGGAAAGUUACCACAGUACAACACGAGAGUGAAACUGCCACAACCACAGCGAGAUCUUGUCUACGACGACGAAGAGGACAGUGGGGAUAAUGAUGCUGAUGUGCCAGAUAGAGAUAAGAUCAAGAAACAGUCACAGUUGAUCGUCGACUCGAAAACCAAGCGAAGAACCACCAAGAAAAAGAAGAAGGCUGCAAAAUAAGCGUGCAUUUUCAUGACAUUUGUGACAUUUUGAAAUUUAAUUCAAGGGUUGUGAUUGAAACUGUUGUGUGUUUUUUAUAAAGUAAUCAGUUUUUAUAGAAAAGAAACAUGUUGAAGUGUUUUUUAUUUCCCAGUUCAAAAAACGACCGACGGUAUGGACCUUUUAUAUCUGGCAUCAAUGACAAAAAAUCGCCAAUAAUGUUCAACAAAUAUGAUUUGCAUAUUGUAAAAACACAACCGUUGCUUUAUUGCAUACAAUAGCUUCAGUCGCAACCUUCUUAAUAUGUGUGUUGACACUAAGGAAGUGUGUUGUGAACAAAAUGAAUGAAAACAAAAUUAUGUUAAUAAUUGUGGCAUUUAUGACUUUAUAUAAUUGUCUUGUUAUUUGUCCAGGUCUAUUGAACCUCUUUGGAUAAAAUUAUGUUGGUACACUUAAGUAUAAAGAGAACAAUCUCUCUUGAUGUUGACAUAUGAGCUUAAAUUUGAUCAAAGUAGCAAUUUGAUCAUUGUUGUCGUUUUUCAUUUAUUUAAAUUUGAUUUUAAUUUAAAUGAUUUGGUGUAUAUGACAUAAUUUUAUUAAGAUUUUGCAUGCCAUUAUGUUUAUAAAUAAAACAAAUUGCCUAAAUUUAGAGCAGGGGGCGGGAUGGAUAAUUCAAUAUUUAUCUGCAUCCCCCCCCCCCCCCCCCCCGAUAUUUCAAAGUUCAGGACUAUAAUCUCAAGAUUUUUGCAUAAAUUAAGGGGGGGGGGGGGGAAUUAUUUUUUGCAAUUCAUUUUUUUUUAGAUUAGAUGUGAAACCAAUCUUAUGUCAAGUCCAGUUUGGUAUGGCUGAUAAAACCAAGUUGAGGAAAUAUUGUGUUGGUGUUGAAGAGCUUUAAAUUCAAUGCUCGUCUAAUCUGGUGGAAGAAGGAAAUAAAUGUGUUACCUGGUUCAUUCAUGCUGAUAACUAGUAGUACUAUAGCGAUACAAGAAAGAUGAAAAACUGAUAGAGUACAGGUUAAAAAAGAUAACUUUAUCUUAUUGAGACCUAAUGUGUUUCAUGGUUUUAUGUUUCUACAUUGGAAAACAUCAAUAAACUUGAAAAUAGAAAUUAUCUUACAUGUAAAUACUUGCAGUGUUUAUAGUCUUAUGCAAAAAAGGUUCCAUGUUGUGCUGUUUACUUUAUUUAUGUAUAAUAUUCUAGUAUUUACCAUGAUAUGUGAUACAAAAAAUGUAAAUUAUUUAAUAAAACAACUAAACCACUAA